This is a messenger RNA of Ambispora leptoticha, 2679 nucleotides long. The record is from the annotation of a GenBank genome assembly. Lineage: Eukaryota; Fungi; Glomeromycota; Glomeromycetes; Archaeosporales; Ambisporaceae.
AUGACAACAGUCCCACAAAUAUACACUUCUCAUGAAGAAAAUUCCGUUUCGUUAGAAGCAGAAAUUCAAAGCAUAGAGUCAUCUAUUGACACUUCCUCGAAUAAUUUUUCUAAGAAUAAAGAGCAAAUUGCAAUUUCAUCAAACAUUCAACCUUUUUCUCCCGAGCUUGCUGAUAAAUUGGAAGAGAUUUCCACAGCAAGUCUUUGUGAUGGACAGAAACAAAUUCCAACAAUGGAACAAGAAAAACAGAACCAGAAAAAGGAUGUUAACAGCAGCUUGUCCACGUCAGAAGAUAUUUUAUCAAAGCAAGACCUCCCAGGCGCCAAUAAUCAAAAGCAAACAACCCCAAUCCUCAGUGCUGAAAAUAGCCCCAUAAAAAGCUCAUUUACGACACAAGUUCCUAACUCAAAUACCGAGCUUCAUAGUCCUAUGCUAAUUCCACUCGACAAUACAUACGUUCCUGUGCAAGAUGAAUUCGAUAAUGUUUCUAAUGAGACAACGACUGCUUCAAAGUCUCCGAAAAAAAUUGAUGCACAAGAACUUAAAGAUUCUGACGAAAAUAAAAAUGAUGUUGCGUCAACGAAUGACAUUAAGCAAGAAAUACCAGUCUCAUCAACACACGAUAUUAUGUUUAAUUCAAAGACGCUGCAAAAUUCUGGCGAGCAUGAAGUUGCAAUCAAUAAAGCGACCGAUAAGGAACAAGUUGAUAAUAAAGUCAACGUCUCGAAUAAGAAAACUGUUGUCGGAAAGCAAGAAAUUUCGUGCAUAAAUUACUCCAAAUUAGCUGAGGCUAGUCCUCCUAGCAAUGCCGGGGUAAUUGAUGCUAUUCCGACUACACGUGAACUUCCAGCUGCAUGCUUAUUUGUCGCUAGCCUUUCAACAAAUAAACCGGAUGCUCAACUUCAAAAAGCUGUUUUAGAGCAUUUUAUCAAAUGGGGAACAGUCAUGAAUGUAAAAGUUCUAAAAGAUCCCCAGCAACGACCAUACGCAUUCGUUCAAUACGAGAAUGUAAGCGAUGCAAGAAAUGCAUUGGUUCAAGCUCAUAAUACCCAAAUUGAAGGACGUCUUAUUCGCGUAGAACAAGCAAGGGUUAAUAGAACACUGUUCUUAGGUCGUUUAAACAGGAAUUUUAAGGAAGAGGAUAUCAAAAGAUUAGUAGCUGUUUAUGGAGAAACCGAAGAUGUUCAUCUUCUUAGAAACUACUACACUGGUCGCUCAAAAUGUUGUGCAUUUAUCAAAUUUUGCUAUAGAGAUGAUGCAAUUCGGGCUUAUAUCAGCUUGAGGCAAAAUGCCACUUAUAUCACCGAAUGGGCAACCAAUAUUGAGCGAGCGGUUCCACGUCCAGAAGACAUCGACAACCUUUCUAUCUUUGUUGGAUGGCUUAACGAAAAUUUGGUCACCUCUGAUAUUCUCAAGCAACGCUUUGAAAAAUACGGAGAAAUCGACGAUUUAAAUCUGAUAAAUCGCCAAUCAGCUCGUAAUUCAGAAUUGCGACCGGCAUUCGCUUUUAUAAAAUAUAAGAACGAAGCAUCUGUUAGAGAAGCGAUUAAGAACGAGAAUAAUGCAUUGUUUCUUGGAAGAAAUAUCCGGGUGGAGCCAAAAGAAUCGCCAGAAUUUCGUCAAUUAAAAUCAGAACUGCUCCGUCAACAGCAAUUGAUACGAAAUCGAUCUCUACAGAAUUAUACUGCAAUGACAAUCCCACCACCAAUUCAUUAUCAACCUUUAACAGCCAAUGCAUCGUCCAAUCGACGACCUUUUACUGCUUCACCAAAAAAAUCGAAUACCAAACAAAAGAAGUUUGACACAAAUCAGCAAGCAGGAAAUCAGCAGCCAAGCCAGCAACGAGUGGACAUAGACACAGAGAUCUCCAAUAGGAGAAAAGAAACAGAAAAAAACCAAGCAGCUAAUAAAUUUUGUGGAGGAUCAGAUAAAGUGGCAGAAGAUAAAUCUUUAUUGAAUCGUAAACAGCAGCAACAAUCGCAAUCUAAUUCAGCUACCGUGACUUCUUUUGGCUCGCAAAUGAUUCCCCCUCCGUUAAUGAAUCAACAGCCAAAUUAUAUGCCUGAAGUAUCGACAAUGGGUAUACCGUGGACUACACAUGAAGGCACGCCGCAUGAAAUGCUUUACUAUGCUGCGCCAUUUAUUCAAACUCCAGAAGGACCCAUCUACCCAUACGCACCUCCGGUGUCUUUCAUGGGUAAUCCAACACUUACAACUUCAUCUUUAUUCCCAAUGCCAUAUUAUAAUAGCGAGUUCUACCACGAAACUCCUGCAUUAGUUCCACAACCAACUCAUUUAUCACCAAUGAAUUUCCACGAAUAUAUGGCACCGGUCAUUCCUGGGCAAAGAGAUUCAUUAUUUGCACCCCAAGAGAGUGCAAAUAAAAUGUCAAAAGUCAUUACACCACCAGCAAACAUGAUUCCGAUAGUAAACACCAGCAACACCGCAAGUUUCCAAACUUCUGCAUUCACUUCAACUUUUCAAGAGUCAUUUGCUUCUAGAGCUAAUAAUAACACCACUGCUGAUGCACAAAUGAGCGAAGCUAAUUCAUUUCGCGGAGAUCCGGCCUCGGUCGAAUUAUCGACUACCGUGGCAGCAAGCGAUUCUGGUAAUAGUGGGACGAUUUGUCACAAUGAUCCGGUUGAAUUGACGAGCAAUACGUCAUCGUUUCCUCAAUAG